Molecule: messenger RNA, 1020 nt
Organism: Cyphellophora europaea CBS 101466
Lineage: Eukaryota; Fungi; Ascomycota; Eurotiomycetes; Chaetothyriales; Cyphellophoraceae
Exons: 2
Coding region: 1-1020 (339 amino acids)
Source: RefSeq, a predicted model, not a curated record
AUGCCGUCGUCAAUAGACCCCGCCAUCGUCCGGGCGCUCGCUACGUCCCUCAAGAUAGAUGCGACUUCGGCCUCCCUCUCGAGCCACGGUGGCUCCGGCUUCGCGUCGACCUUCCGUAUCACGACUCCCCAGACAACGGUAUUCGUCAAGACGUCGAAUUCAGCAGGCGCAGCGGUCAUGUUUGAAGGCGAACACGCAUCUCUCAAUGCGAUACACAAUGCCGUGCCGUCACUAUGUCCGAGUUCCUUUGCUUGGGGGGAACUCGAGAAGGGAGGCUACUUCCUCGCGACAGAAUUCCUCGAGCUGGGAGGCGGACUGUCACGAACACGCGGGUCCGCUCGGAGCGGGAGCGGCAUGACUCUGGCGCAGAAGAUGGGCAAGUUACACUCUACGCCGGCACCGAUUCCCGACGGCUACGACAAGCCCAUGUUCGGCUUCCCUGUAACGACGUGUUGCGGAGAUACACCCCAGACCAAUACCUACAAAGAGUCUUGGGCAGACUUCUUCGCCGAGAACCGCCUUAUGAUGAUCUUGGAGCGCAGUGAGAAGAACAACGGUAAGGAUGCUGAGUUGCGAAAGGCUGUCGAACGGACGGCCCUUGAGGUUGUGCCCCGGCUGCUGGGGGAUGGUCACCUUGGCGGCAAGGACGGCAUCCAGCCUGUUGUCAUCCACGGUGAUCUCUGGAGCGGCAACAAGUCCAAGGGCUCUUUUGUUGGCCGUGAUGGUACGAGCUCAGACGAACUAGGUCCGGUCGAGGAUGUUGUCUUCGACCCAUCGGCGGUUUACGGUCAUAGUGAGUACGAACUGGGCAUACAUAUGAUGUUUGGCGGUUUUAGCGGCUCCUACUUCAAGGAGUAUCAUGAGAUCGUGCCCAAGACGGAGCCAGUCGAUGAGUAUGAGGACAGGGUAGCCUUGUACGAGAGCUAUCAUCAUCUGAAUCACCAUGCAAUAUUCGGCGGAGGCUAUAAGAGCGGGGCGCUCAACAUUCUCAAACGAUUGCUGAAGAAGUACGGCGAAUAG